This is a messenger RNA of Pseudomassariella vexata, 752 nucleotides long. RefSeq lists its product as uncharacterized. NCBI's taxonomy places the organism in Eukaryota, Fungi, Ascomycota, Sordariomycetes, Amphisphaeriales, Pseudomassariaceae. The transcript is spliced from 5 exons. Bases 69 to 500 code for a protein of 143 amino acids. The record is from RefSeq and is a predicted model, not a curated record.
AUUCCAGGUUACUAUGGAAAGACCCCAUUGCCAAGUAAACAGGGUGUUCACAGUACUAUAAAUGCUUCAUGUUCGUGUCUAGAUUUCAACCAAUUUUUCAAAUCAUCCAGGCACUCUUCGAAUUCCCAGUCACUCUUCAAAUCACAACCAGCAACAUGAAGUUCAUCUCAAUACUCGUUGCCGCCGUGGCACCCCUUUUGGUUCUUGGAAACCCUAUGGCUGCGGCCAAUGCUGGUGUACUGUCUGCUUCAGUGCCCCGUGCAGAGACCGAAGCUUGCUCUGCGUCUUGCGAGUGGUGUGUCGGUGGCAUUUGCCUCACCAAGAAGGAUGUUAUGAUGCCUCGCGCAGAGACCCAAGCUUGCGCUGAGUCCUGCGAGUGGUGUGUCGGCGGUCUUUGCCUGACCAAGAAGGACGUUCUGACGCUCCGUGCUGAGACCCAAGCUUGCGCUGAGUCCUGCGAGUGGUGUGUCGGCGGUCUUUGCCUUACCAAGAAGCUUUAAAGCAAUCUGAGGAUUUGGGGGCAGUGAAAGAAUGUGCGGCAUCGACCGCCAGUACUGCAUACGGUCUGCCACGGAAUCGUGCGGCCUAUGAAUGAGGAAAAGACGUUUAUGAACUUAUUUAUGUUUCUCUGGGGUGCUGGUCCAUUAUUGGAGGCAGUAUCAUUGUACAUAGCAUUUAAAUUGUAGGCUACGAGAAUACAUAUUGAAUUCUCCACACACUCUUAGCCACGACAGUCAAACCCUAAGGACGCA